Molecule: messenger RNA, 1985 nt
Organism: Ascoidea rubescens DSM 1968
Lineage: Eukaryota; Fungi; Ascomycota; Saccharomycetes; Ascoideales; Ascoideaceae
Exons: 1
Coding region: 320-1840 (506 amino acids)
Source: RefSeq, a predicted model, not a curated record
UCUGCUCUAUUUAUACUAUUCUUCAUCACCUCGCAGUAUUAUUAUCCUCACUAGGCUCUCUGCUUACUUCCUCUUUCUUAUACCCCAGUAUCCCCUCGCUAAUUUCAAUUCUUUUUGGCUUUCUUUCUUUCUUUUUUUUCUCGUCUUCUCAUCUACUUAGGUAUCUUCAAUAUCUUCAUUUUCUCUCAAUCUUGUCACAUCGCAUUAUAUCGUUUCAUACCAUAUCCACUUUCAAACUCUCCCAAAACUCCCUCAAACUCCCUUUUUACUUUGAUUCGUCUUUAUUUCCUGCUAAAAGACAUCAAUAAUCUAUCCAAAGAUGAAUUACGCUUACCGAUACGAUGACAUAAUAAUAAUACAAUCUCCCCCCUCCACUUCUAACCAUCUCUUUCAAAAAAGAUCCGAUUGCGUACAGUGUGAAGAUGACUCUCCAACUUGCAAUUGCGAAAAGGGACAAACCUGUAAAAUGGUCGUUGCAUCCUGUCAAUCAUGCGCUUCUGUUAGAUGCGUUUCCUCUUCUUCUGAUAGCAGCAACGACAACGACAACGACAACGACUCCCCAAAUAUAGCUGGAAUAGCUGGCGGUGUGGUCGGGGGUGUAGUGCUACUAAUCUUAAUCAUUUUUUUACUUUGGUGGAGACACAAGAAAAACAAGAAAAAAUUACAGGAGAUGAUGAUAUUACAACAACAACGACUUGAAAAAAAUUCCAUGCUAAAUCAAAAUUCUCCAAACUCUCAGUUCAACAACAAUAACAAUAACAAUAACAAUAACAAAAGCAAUAAUAAUAAUAAUAACAUCCAAAAUGCUCCAAUACUAAAUAAUGGCGAAUUUAUGGACCCAAGAGCUGCUACUAAUAAUAGUGUUAGAGGUAGUAUUGCAAGUGCAACUUCGACCAUCUUCUCCAGAGCUUCUAAUUUAAUUCCAAUAGCAUACAUUCCAGGUGUAAGACAAAACAAAACUGUAUCAACCUAUUCAGAUUUCUCAGAUAUCGAUGUCUCAGUAUCGGGUGACAGGUUUUCAAAGGCAACAAUUGUAGCUAAUCCCUCUGAAACCAUGACUGCAAUAAGAGCAAGACCCAAAUUAGUUAGUAUAAAUGAAAACACUUUGACCUCAAAUGAUGCCUCUGCUGCAAUAUCAGCUUCAAAAUUAGGCGGUGUUAAAGCUAUAAAAAUUAAUCAAAAAUUACCUUCCUCAACUCUUAAUAAUACUACAAAUUCAAGUAAUAACAACAACAACAAUAACAAUGUUCCAAAUAAAUCAAGUAGAUUGCAAAAUGAAUAUAUCCCAGAAAAGGACAUAACAUCUUCUGAUUCCGAUUCUGAUUCUGAUUCUGAUUCUGACUCAAAUUCAAAUUCAAAUUCAAAUUUAAACUUGGAUUCAGAUCUGGAUUUAGAUUCUCAAACUAAAAAAAAUACUCUUAAAAACAAACAAUACCAAUCAAUUAAUCCGGGAAGUAACCGGAAAACAAUGUUAUCUAAUAUCACAGAAUCAAAUGAAGGCUAUACUUCAGAUUCAGAUAUAUCUUUAAGCUCCGAAGGAAGUAUACAUACAAACAACUAUUCUACAAAAAAAGUAGAGAGCAACAGCAACAACAACAAUAAUAAUAAAAUAAAAAAUAUACUGCCUUUGCAAAUAAAAAGACCAUCCGAUAACUAUCUAAAUGCUUCAACCUCAAAUAUCUCAAAAAAAAAUAAUGAUAUUAUAGUAAAUCUAGAUUUAAAUGACUAUGAUUCAGAUUCUUCUUACAAAGAUGCUGCAUCUCAUAAAUCUCAUAUAUCUUAUAAAUCACAAACUCAUAGCCCCUUUGACGAUAAAUUCGAAAUUAAAGACAGAGAUUAAUACAUAAUCUAUUAAGGACUAAAUUUUUACAAAUUUCAAUUUUUCUAUAUUACAUUCUUAUCAAACUACAGUUCUUUUUAUUGUUCUUAUCGUAUAUUUUAUUCAAAUUCUACUAUACCAAGAUUUUAUUAUGUUUUUAUUGAAU